UGCUGACCCAGCCCACUUUCGAUUAACAAACUACCUCCUCGAUUAAAAAAAUUAAAUUAAAAGAAAAAAGAACUAAAACAAAACUGGAUCCCUUUCUUCUUCCUCUUGCCUUCGCUGUUCGAAAUCACGCUACAAGUUCUAGAAACCUAACCCUAGCCCUAGAAAUCUCCCCCAAAUGCUCGUUGCUUUCAAUUGAAGAUGAGGCUGCCACCUCGGCGAUUGAGGAUCCCUCUCCUCGCUCUCAGUGGUCUCCUCUUCUUCACCUCUUUCCUCUUCUUAGCAAUCGUCCCUGCCGAUUUCUCCCCUGCUCUGCAGCAUUACCAGUUGAUUGGGGAGAACUCUGUUAUAAGGAAAACAACUGAGAAGCUCAACUCAAUCAAACGGGAAAUUAAUGGGGGAUUGAGAGUACCUGCUGAGAUUGUCUUAAAAGAUAGAAAUUAUCACGCGCCAGCUGAAAAUGCUGUGCAAAAUGAGAGGAGUGGUGGUUUGAGAGACGCUGGUGAUGGCGAGGAAGUUAAGGAGCACGAUGCUCCGAAAUUUUCUGUUGAAAGGGAGAAACCUGCUCAGCUAUCUAUAGGAGAACAAAGGGGAUCAUCUCGGCAACAUCCCAUAAUAAAUGAGAAGGUUGGUGAGAUGGAAGAUCAGCUAAUCACAGCCCAGACUUACUUGCAAUUUGCACCGCCAAAUAGUAAUUCCCAUUUAGUAAGAGAAUUGAAGGUGAGAAUUAAAGAAAUUCAAAGGGUACUUGGUCACUCCAGAGGUUCUAGUUUACCGAGAGGUGGUUUACAGAAAAUGAGGGCGAUGGAAGAGACAUUGUCCAAGGCCAACAAGGCUUAUCCAGACUGCUCUGCAAUGGCAUCAAAGCUACGUGCUAUGACACAAAAUACAGAAGAACAACUCAGAGCCCAACUGAAUCAAGCUUCAUAUCUUAUUCAGCUUGCUGCCAGCACUUUCCCUAAAGGUCUUCAUUGCCUAUCCAUGCGCCUUACUACACAGUACUUCACUUUGGAGCCUAAGGAUCGCCAGUUUCCUAAUACAAACAAAACUCAGAGAGAAGAUUUAUAUCAUUAUGCCAUUUUUUCUGAUAAUAUUUUAGCAUGCGCCGUGGUAGUGAACUCCACAAUAUCCUCUUCUCAGGCACCUGACCAAAUUGUCUUUCAUAUAGUGACUGAUUCUCUUAACUUCCCAGCAAUGACGAUGUGGUUUCUUUUGAACCCACCUGGGCGAGCCACAGUUGAGAUACAGAACAUGGACGAUCUCAAAUUGCUUCCUCAAGAUUUCAGUUUAAUGGUUAAGCAGUCAGGUGUACGAGAUCCACGAUUUAUUUCGCCACUCAACCAUCUUCGCUUUUAUUUGCCAGAUAUUUUUCCUUACCUGAACAAGGUUUUACUUUUGGAUCAUGAUGUGGUAGUCCAGAAAGAUCUUAGGGUGUUGUGGAAAAUAAAUAUGAAGCGCAAAGUAAUUGGUGUUGUUGAGACAUGCCAGAAAGGUGAUUCAUCUCAUCGACUGGAUACGCUCGUUGACUUCUCUGAACCAACAAUGGCAAAAAAUUUUGAUGCCAAGGCAUGUCUGUGGGCAUUUGGGAUGAAUAUAUUCGACUUGCAUGAAUGGCGGAAACGAGGUUUAACUCGAGUUUAUAGUAAAUGGCUUCAGCUGGGAAGGAGGAGGCAAUCAUGGAAAGCAGGAAGCUUGCCAUUGGGUCAGCUAACAUUUUACAACCACACAAGAACUCUUGAUAGACAAUGUCACUUAGUUGGACUCGGACAGGAUUCUUCAAUGAAUAGAUCAGAGAUCGAUAAGGCAGCAGUCAUCCACUAUACUGGAAACAUGAAACCAUGGCUUGAGAUUGGUAUUCAAAGAUACAGAGGUUAUUGGAACAAAUUCCUCAAUUAUGAUCAGCCCUUUUUACAACAGUGCAACAUCCAUGAGUAGCCCCUGUUGGAGGCUUUCGUUCUAGUUGUUGUUUCUUAAAAAUUUCAAUAGUUGUUUACCGAUUCUUUCUCUUCUUGUAAUGUAAAAUCAUCGCUCCAUAUUUUGUCUUUCUUCACCCAACACAGCUGCCGUUUAUAGCCCAUCCCAUUCUUUUUCGCAGACCCUGAUAGAAUAAGAGUUAUCCUUUGGAGCUCUUUUCCUCUAUAUUUUUACCGAAUACCCUCUAUUGAUGUAAGAACAUAUUAACAGAGUGUACAUUUUGGCUCAGAAACCUUAAAAUUUCAUAUGAUUGUUUUUUUUUGUUUUUCA
Messenger RNA from Asparagus officinalis (garden asparagus), 2241 nucleotides. RefSeq names its product probable galacturonosyltransferase 6. The record is from RefSeq and is a predicted model, not a curated record. Gene Ontology annotation, molecular function: polygalacturonate 4-alpha-galacturonosyltransferase activity. The transcript has 9 exons. The coding region runs from base 199 to 1932 and encodes 577 amino acids. NCBI's taxonomy places the organism in Eukaryota, Viridiplantae, Streptophyta, Magnoliopsida, Asparagales, Asparagaceae.